AUGUCACACUAUUAUGACGUGUUGUCUACUCCACAAUUUAAUAAAUCGAGAGAUGAUGAACGUCGACAUGACAGAGACAACGACAAUGAGGGUGACUCAAACUACGCAAUGACGAGUGGUGACGAAAUCAACUACAUUGAGGCCUUUAACAAGUGGACUCAAUGGUGGGAUGCCUUGGCUGAGUCAAUUAUGGAAGGUUUGUCGAGGAACCCUAAGCACCCAUGGACGAAGGUAGAGGAGUCAUGCCUCGUUGGCUGUCUUGUGGACCUGGUUAAUGCAGACAGGUGGAGGUUGGAUAACAGGAUCUUUCAACUCGAUUACCUAUCACAACCGGUCAGAAUGCUAGUAGAGAGUAUAUUAGGAUGCAAAUUGACGCCAACGAUUAUGAUCGAAAGCAGAAUCAAGUUAAUGAAAAGAACCUUCCAAUCACUUGCAGAAAUGCGUGGUCCAACGUGCAUUGGCUUUGGUUGGAACGACGAGCUCAAGUGGGUUUGGACACAUCCUAUAGCAAAAGGUCUACUAAACAAAUAUUUUUUGCAUUACGACGCGUUGUCAUACAUAUCCGAGAAAGACUGCACGAUAGGGGUCUGUGUGGAGACCUUCGUAGAUAUCAAGUCUAAUGUACCAAGCGACAACGACGAAGUACGAGAGAAAGAUGGGCUGAAUAUGGAGUUUCCCACUGUGUGCAGCUCGAGAAUGAACAUGUCCUUAGAAGACAUGAUGGUCAGACGACCUUCUAGGUCCAGCAAUGCUAGACCGAGUUUGAGCAGAAGCAAAAGGAAGUGCGACAUGUAGUCAUUCGAUAAUUUUGACCUCAUUUGCGAUGCCAUGGACUGUACAAAUAAGCAUCUCAGGGCGAUUGUGAAAAUGGCCAGAUAAAGCCUGCCAUAAUGAAGUUGCUUUGCGAUGGGAGGUAAUUGCACACUUGAAGUCCAUUCCGAGCCUCAGUGAAGAGAACUUGACCAAAUGUAUGAUAUCGUAGUGACAACAAAAACGUCCAUAAUGCAUACAUCUUUUGACAUGUUUGAUGCCCUGAAGCCCACCUAUUGUAGGGUCAUUCUUCACGAUAACCCUCGAUUGUCAUUAUGCCUCAACCGCAUGACAAGUUAUUCA
Cucumis sativus (cucumber) is the source of this 1113-nucleotide messenger RNA. RefSeq lists its product as uncharacterized. Bases 1 to 795 code for a protein of 264 amino acids. The record is from RefSeq and is a predicted model, not a curated record. The transcript is spliced from 3 exons. NCBI's taxonomy places the organism in Eukaryota, Viridiplantae, Streptophyta, Magnoliopsida, Cucurbitales, Cucurbitaceae.